UCCAGCUUUAAUGGCUGGUUUCAUGUGCACAACACUGUUUUAGAGUGGUUCAGAAAUAACCGCCUGUGUGAUGCUAAUCUUCCUAUUUAAUCGGAGUUUUAGUUUGAGACUUCAGCGGCGGUUUGAAUUUCUGAAGGAAGUUGCGCUUUAGUUUGCUAAGCUAACUACUUAGCCUUGAAGAUGCCGAAUUUUUGCGCGGCGCCAAACUGCACACGGAAGAGCACGCAGUCCGAUCUGGCGUUUUUUCGGUUUCCCCGGGACCCGGAGAGAUGCAGAAUCUGGGUAGAGAACUGCCGCAGAGCAGAUCUUGAAGCCAAAACGUCAGAUCAGUUGAAUAAGCACUACCGAUUAUGUGCUAAGCACUUCGACCCAGCCAUGGUGUGCAAAACUAGUCCAUAUCGGACUGUUUUGAAGGAUACAGCCAUCCCAACCAUCUUUGAUCUAACGAGCCAUCUCAAAAACCCUCACACCAGACAUCGCAAGAGGAUUAAAGAACUUACUGAAGAUGAUAUAAGGAGGAUGAAAGAAAGGAGAUUGGCAUCUUCAGCUGAACAGCUCGCCGCCAAAAAAGAUGAGGAUAGCUCGACCACCAAUGAGGAUGAACCUCAGCUGUCCACAGAGGAGAAGGAGUAUCGCGAUCACCUGAAGUCUUUGUUUGAGAUUGUGGUCAUGUUUGGAAAACAAGGAAUCCCCUUAGCUGCUGACAAAGUAUCUGAACCUGAACUCGAGUCUAACAACAUCCAGGCGUUCCUAGAUUACUGCAUAAAUGCUGGAGAUGAAGCUUUGAGGAAGCGGUUCGAGGCAACAGCUGUGAAUGCAGAAUAUCUCUCUGCAACCCAGCUGAAUCAGCUCCUGGAUGUUUGUGAGAACACAGUGAGGGAGGAGAUGGUCAUGGAGGUCAGGGAGAGUCGCUUCUUUUCCCUGGUGACCGGUGAAUUUGUCGAAUUUGCUGACGAGAAGCACCUGCCACUAUUUUUACGCUUUGUGAAUCAGCAGAACAUCCUAAGAGAGGAGUUCUUGGAUUUUAUUCCACUUGGAGAUGGGGAUGAGUCUGCCCUUGUGGAAAAGAUAGAGGCGCAGGUGACGGACCGCUGGGGGCUCAGCAUGGAGGACUGUCGUGGUCAGGCCCACAAGGCCACCGGUACUUCAACCACCAAGAUGAAAGCCGUGGCCGUGCUGCUGAUGGAGAAGUAUCCACUUGCUUUGCACAUGCCUUGUUCUCAUAUGGCGCUGAACGUCCACCUGGGCAACAACCUGCCUUUUCCCAACGUCCAGGUCGUCAUGGAAACGCUGAGGAGGAUUGAAGCUUUAUUUAAAAGCCAGUUUUCUCAGGUUGAGCUCGAGAACGCCAUCUCAACUCAUUACCAGAAGAAUGAAGACAGAGGAGCUGCACUGAGAGAAGCUUGUAGCCCCGGCUGGACGGAGCAGCACAACGUCUUUGAUGUGUUACUGGAAAUAUUGCCUCCACUGUUGCUGUGCAUGGAGAACAUUUGGGAAAAUGACAACAGACAUUUCACCAGUUCUGUUGCAGCGGAUGCGUAUGCAAUUGCAGAAGUUCUUGCUGACUUCGAAGUCGUUGUCACAGUGGUCAUCCUAAAAAAUGUUCUUACAUUCACCAGAGCCUUUGGGAGAAAUAUGCAGGGGGAAACUCUUGAUGUGUUUUCUGCUGCCAGCAGCCUCACAGCCGUCAUGCAUUCUCUGAACGAGGUCAACGACAACAUCGACGUCUACCAUGAAUUCUGGUACGAGGAGGCUUUAAACUUGGCUGCGCAGAUGGAGGUUCCCGUGUCUCUCCCGAGGCUGUUCCUUCGGAAGCAAAGAGAAGUGGAAAUGGGUGAAAUCCAAGCUGAGUCAUAUUUCAAAGAGUACGUCACCAUUCCUGUAAUCCGUGGAAUCAUGCAGGAGGUGGAGGACAUGUUCUGUGAUACCAAUGUCAAAGCUUUGAAGUGCCUGUCGCUAGUUCCAGCCGUCAUGGGCCACAUGAAGUUCAACACCACCGAGGAGAACUAUGCCGACGUUUACCGAAACGACCUCCCCAACCCAGACACACUUCCCGCAGAGCUGCACUGCUGGAGGAUCAAAUGGAAGCACAGAGGCAAAGAGGUGCGUCUGCCUACGACCAUUCAUGAAACGUUGCAGCUUCCCGAUGUGAAGUUCUUUCCCAACGUCAACUCCUUCCUGAAAGUGCUUUCCACCCUGCCCGUGCUCAAGCUGGAAAGUGGCAACAACGCAGCGAGCGAGCGGCUCCAGGGUUAUCUGGAUGGCGGGCCUGCUAAAUACUGGCACAAGAGUCUUGCAAUGCUCCACAUUAACACUCAUGUCAAACAUGACCUGGAUGUCAUGGUGGACAAAUACUGCAGACUCUAUCCAGAGGAUGAUCCUGAAGCUGAGCCUGAGGCUGAGCCUGAAGCUGAAGGAUCAGCUGGGGGAGGAGCCGAUGCAGCCGUUGAGGGAGGAGCUGAAGGAGCAGCCGAUGGAGCAACUGAUGGAGCCGCUGAGGGAGAUGUUGCAACAAAGUGAGCUGAAUUUCCUAUUUGGGGACAAAACUGAGAGACACAAUGAGGCUUCAUAAGUGCAUUCAUCUGCUUCAUCAGCUGGACCCUGCAAGCAUAAAAAUGUGGAUCACUUAUUUGUACACAUGAACGGAUGCACUGAUCGUUUUCACAGACACAAAGUGGUGCGGUCCCUGGAAUUUCUUAGUUCUAUAUGGAAAAAAUAAAAUACAAGUCCCAAAACAUUUAGAUUUGAAACACAUGAUUUGUAAAUAUUCAAUGUUCUGCGUCACAUUUUGCUGUUCGAAGUUUUUUACUUAGAAAUGAUGUUUUUGUUUGUUUGUUUGGUAGAUGAGUUUUAUUCCAUAAAUUAACUUCUUGGUUUCGUUUUACUGUGAGAUUUUUUAUUUUUUUUAGAUCAAACUGCGUGAUGAAGGCUUAUAGCUCUGCUGUUUUUAAAGUGCUUUAGUAGCGUAUGAAAUGAGAGACUAGUUACAUCAGUGUCAGCAGCAAUUGAUGCAAAGUUUUGUUGUUUUUCUUUUAAGAAUUUACAGAAAGUUUGACAUGUAUGUGAAAUCUUGGAAAAUGACUCUGAACAACAGGAAAGUACAAUUCUGAAACCUAAUAAAACUUUGCCUUAUCAUAUCCAUGUAUUGAGGAUAUGUUGUAUCUUUACUAAUGGUUGUUUCUUAAUCUUUCUGUGAUGAUCAGAGCUAUUUCUUUCAGAUUUGCGGAUUAUACAGAUGCAC
This is a messenger RNA of Cololabis saira (Pacific saury), 3241 nucleotides long. RefSeq names its product THAP domain containing 12b (gene thap12b). The transcript is spliced from 5 exons. NCBI's taxonomy places the organism in Eukaryota, Metazoa, Chordata, Actinopteri, Beloniformes, Belonidae. The record is from RefSeq and is a predicted model, not a curated record. Bases 181 to 2520 code for a protein of 779 amino acids.